Molecule: messenger RNA, 2951 nt
Organism: Penaeus vannamei (Pacific white shrimp)
Lineage: Eukaryota; Metazoa; Arthropoda; Malacostraca; Decapoda; Penaeidae
Product: cell division cycle-associated protein 7
Biological process (GO): regulation of DNA-templated transcription
Cellular component (GO): nucleus
Source: RefSeq, a predicted model, not a curated record
CACCAACUGGCAACGAGAGCGCGGGAAAACUCGGCGUCUCGAGGAAGGACGGCGAACGAGGCGGAGAAGCAACCCCAAUUAACCUCCCUUUUCACCCCUUUCCCCUUCGUGAUUCGCCUCGGGAACCCUUCGAGGCCUGGUACCAAACUCCCGUCGAGGUGGUUUUGUGGAGAGCGAAGCAAGAUGCUGCGCGCUCAGGACCUCAGCGACUAUGAACUCCUGCGGAAUAAAAAUAUUCAGGAGAGGCAGCAGAUGAUUGCUGCUCUCAUGAAAGAUUUUGAAGACCUGAAGAAAACAGUAGCUCCCCCAAAGCCUAAGCCCCCAACUAAAACCACUCCAAAGGUCAAGAAAGUUGACGAUGAUUAUUGGGGCUCAAGGAGAGAGUCGGCACGAAAGAGUAGAUUCCAGCCCUACUGGUCACCUCCACGUACUAGAUCAAGAAGGGCCAGUGUGAGUUCCUCCACUGUAAGUUCACCUUCUGACUGGCAGCAGCUGGAGGAUGACGAGGAGGAAGAUUCCAAGCCCUUAUACCUCAAGUUCCGCUUCAGAAAAGUGGAGCAGAUACUCAGUGAACUCGCAGAUCCAGGGGAUUCAGAUGACGAUGAUAUUCAAGUUUAUGUUGAUGAUAUGGAUGUGAAGAGAAUGAGACAAGCGUCUAGGAACCUAUCUUCCUCAUUCACAUUUUCACCAGUCAAGAGGACAAGUACAGGUGGAAAUGAAGGAACUGGUACUUCCAAGAGAGGAAACAAUACAUUUGAUCCCAAUGUCAAUAUCCUCAUGCCAGAGGACAUAAGCAAAGCAGACCUUGACAAUGUAGCAGACCGCAGUGGGGGCAAGAUUUACAAUGCUCAUGUUGGAACUACAUGUCAUCAGUGCAGGCAGAAAACUAUUGAUACCAAGACAGUAUGUCGUUCUGGUGAGUGUGUUGGUGUACGUGGAAUGUUCUGUGGACCUUGUUUGAAGAAUCGUUAUGGUGAAGAUGUUAGGGAAGCUCUGCUAAACCCUAAAUGGAUGUGUCCUCCCUGCAAGGGUCUCUGCAAUUGCUCAAUCUGCCGAAAUCGCAAUGGAAAAGGUGCUACUGGUAUUCUCAUUAAUAUAGCAAAAGCCAAAGGCUUUGAUAAUGUGAAAGAUUAUUUGGAAAGUUUGAUGAAGUGAAUCCUGUUGCAAGAUAUCCGUGUAGCACUGUAGCUAUUAAGUGUUAGGGGAGAUAUUAGACUCCAUAGAUAAUAAAAGAUCUAUCAACAUUUCCAAAUGUGUACAUUUUAUUGAGGCUUUUGGUUUUACUUCAGCUACUGAGGCUCUUCUCUUUGGAUGAAGUGCAUUUUCUGACCAGUGAUUUAAUUUUUCCAAACUUCAUUACCAAUUAAGUACAAAAUAGCUGAUAGGAUUCUCAAAAUGUGGCCUCUCUAUAUAUAGAAAUAUGAAAUAUGCAUCUAUAUCAAUGCCAAAUAACAAUGUCAUUGUGUAGGUUAUUUAAUUUUAAUCCAUCAGUACUGAGUGAUUGCACUGUAUAUUAUAAUUUUUUACAUUUUUUUUAUAUUUUUUUUUUACACAUAGAUGGCUUCACAAACAAGUAGUCACUAACGAGUCAAUUAGGAGACCUAUCUGACCUUACUUAAUAUACCCAAUCCUUGAAUUUUUGGGAAAGUUAGUUUUAUAAUGUUUUUGAUAUGUUAUUAUUAUUGACAUUGGUAUUAGUACAAUAUUCUAAAUGGUAAGAGCAAAAUGAAAUAAACAAUAAAAACCUCAGUGAAAAUCAAGGAAAAGGGUAAAUAGUCGAGAAUAUGUAGGACUAGUCAUUGACUCCUUGGUAACUGAGGUCUUGUGUAGACAUAUAUAUGUAAGCAAAAUUAGUAGACAAAAAUCCAUUAUCAAGUAGAUAUGGCGUGCAUUUUUGUCAUUCGGUAUCGAUGGGUUAAUUGAUAACCUAGACAAUUUUUACAAUCAUAUUAGUGUCUAAUGUGAAUUUAAUGAUAGCAACAUUGUCAUUACUUUCUUUAAAACCUAUAAUACAAGUCGAGUUUUUUCUUUUCCUGCUUUUCUUCCCUGUUUUCCUCUUCUACUCCUUGUCCUUUUCCAUUUUUGGUUCCAUCUCUCCUUUGAUUGACCUUACUUCUCUUCCUUCCUGCAUCAUUCCAGUUCCUUUUUGCCUUUAUUACUUCUGUCUUUAUUCUUUUUCCUUUUUCCCCUUCUUAUUUUUUUCAACUCGAGAUAUGAAUGCAUGCUUAGAAAAAAGUAACAAAAUUCUUUGGUGCCAUAAGAUUAAACAGAAAAUAUUUUUCUUUUCUUUUCCUUUUUUUUUCUUUUCAUUCUUUGAUUUAGUAGUUUUGUUGAAUGUUAUUCCAUCAGAUUGGAAAAGGGAGAUUUUUGUGUUUAUUUUAAUUGUAUUGCAGAUUUGUUUUAUGACCAGUAUAUUAGGAUUUUUUUAAAAAGCCCUAUGUUUGGGGAAAUAUGAAAUGGAUGAAAAGGAGUGACUAUGGUCAGUUUAUUAAUUUUAAUUUGUACUGUUAGCCUCAACAGGGACUUUUUCCAGUUUAGAGGUAAAAUAAAGAUGCAUUUUAGAUUUUAGUAAUAGAUGUGAAACUGAAUUACAGGCUUGCUGUAUUUGAUGUUUGAAUGAAUUAGGCCAAUUGAAAAAAUAUUCAUGUUCCUGUAAUAGUAAGAAUUGAUAGGGCCAUUUAUGUAUGUAUGCAUGCAUCAACAAUGAGUUGCUAGAGCUUCUGUUGUGCUUAAGCACUUUGAAAAGAAUCAGGUUUUAUGUUAAUUUAUAAAAAAUACUUGAAAAAGGUAAAAGAUUUAAGGUUUAUCCCUGACAAUAGGAUUAGAUGGGAUACAGGAACCAACAUUUUUCUUUUUGAUGGCCGUAUCACUUUUCUAGAAGUUACAGCUGUGAUAACAAUUUGUUAUAAAGUGUAUAUUUUAGUUGGCUAUUAAAUGAUAUUUACAGAAGA